Alligator mississippiensis (American alligator) is the source of this 3639-nucleotide messenger RNA. It is a transcript of the gene IGF2, whose product is annotated as insulin like growth factor 2. Gene Ontology annotation, molecular function: growth factor activity; hormone activity. Lineage: Eukaryota; Metazoa; Chordata; Crocodylia; Alligatoridae. The transcript has 4 exons. Gene Ontology annotation, cellular component: extracellular region. The record is from RefSeq and is a predicted model, not a curated record. Bases 243 to 911 code for a protein of 222 amino acids.
GCUCUCAGCCUGUCUCCUCAGUUGUGGAGCAGCUAAGUGAGAGUAGAGCUGCAGCUGGGAGAACCAAGCCCCACCAGCCCUGCCUCUUGGACAAGAAAGAGCCAAGCAAAGGGGACUCAUCAGCACCAUCAGCAUCACCAUCCAACCCCCUCAUCCUCUUGAAGCAGGGACUUGACACACCCCAACACCCAUUAGUCUGCAAAGCAAGAGACAGAGAGAGAGAGAGAGAAAAAAAAGAAGCAAUGUCAAGAGCAGACAGGCACAUGGAGGAGUGUCCCAGGCACCCAGCCUUCCUGCAGGGCUGCACGCAAGAAGUUGAAAGGAGCAGUGGCAGUCCCAAGGUGCAGAGGAUGUGUGCCUUUAGGCGGAGACUGCUGCUUGCACUCACCUUCCUGGCAUACACUCUGGACUCUGUGUCGGCCUAUGGCACCGCUGAAACCCUCUGUGGUGGGGAACUAGUGGAUACACUGCAGUUUGUCUGUGGGGACAGGGGCUUCUACUUCAGUAGGCCCGUGGGACGAAAUAACAGAAGGUUCAACCGUGGCAUUGUGGAGGAGUGCUGUUUUCGGAGUUGUGACCUCGCUCUUCUGGAAACAUACUGUGCUAAGUCUGUUAAGUCUGAACGAGACCUGUCUUCCACAUCUCUGACAAGCUUACCAACGCUAAGCAAGGAUAGCUUUCAAAAGCCUCCACAUGCUAAGUACUCCAAAUACGACGUGUGGCAGAAAAAGAGCACACAGCGCCUACAACAGGAGGUCCCCAGCAUCCUCCGUGCUCGCAGGUUCCGGUGGCAAGCUGAAGGGCUCCAAGCAUCUGAUGAAACCAAGGUACAUCGUCCUCUCAUCUCUCUGCCCAGCCAGAAGCCUCCGAUUGUGCGAGCUUCCUCAGAAACAACAGGCAACCAGAAAUGAACUGUGAAAUGGGAUUCUGUUUUUUUUUUUUUUGCUCUCCUUGGGAGGGACUUUUAAGGCCUAGGCCCCCAAACCCUCCACCCCCUUGGCCACAAAGCAAAGGAGGGAAGCAUUGUCCUUCUCACCAAGGAGCAAUAAAAAGGGGGCACCUUAAUGCUAACCUAAAGAGAACCAAACAACUGACACAGUAAGAACAGGAUUACAGCGCUGUCAGCAGCAACAUAAUUUCUGUGGCAUUGUCCUUUAAACAUUAAGGGGUUUUAUUUUCCCAUAUGUACCCAGUAUUUUUCAAGCCUGUACUUAAAGGGACAGUUUGGCACUUGAACUUCUUCCUAUUGGGCACUACAUGACAUCACAGGUGCCAACAACAGAAGACAAAAGAAAGAGCAAGAGAGAGAGAGAGAGAGAAAGAGAGAGAGACAGAAAGGACCCGGAACAAAAAACAGAAAAGCAAAAACAAAACAAAAAAAGAAAAAAACCAAAAACAAAACAAAAAAAGAAAAAAAAGAAGAGUCCAUUCCAUGUCUUUCUUGACAAUAAAGUGAAAAAAAAAAAAGAAUGGAGAGAAAUAUUGAGGGUUUUAAUUUUGCCUCAUUCCCACACCACUUUUUUUUUCUUUGGUAAAAUUUGCUUAUUUUUAUAACAGCAAUUUCUUUUGCACCUUUUUUGUUAUGAAAAAGUAACUGAGAAGAAAUUCCAAUGCAACCCAUCUGCAAUUGUUUGUGUGUGUGCUUAAUUACAAGAUUCCAAAUCGACUUGCACCUUUUGAAAAUCACCGAUGAAGUGAGGGAGAAGAAGAAGAGAAAGGGGAAGGAAAAAAGAAGUGAACCAAUGUUCACUUUAAAUGGAGGAGGCGUCUUCAUUGCACAUUUGCCACAGAUUUAGUUGAAUUAUAUAUAUAAUAUAUUAUAUAACUUUUUUGGCAAAAAAGCACUAUUUUUAUGGGACAUUUUGUGUAGUAUCUGAAGAGGGAUUGUAAUGUUUAAAAUGUGUUAUGGUGCUAAAGUAAGUUGGAAGGGAAAAAAACCCAGAAAUAGCAAGGGAGGGUGGGGAGGGAAGGACAAGAUAUCGAAUACUGAACUUGAAAUUUUAGCUUUUCGUUUUAGGAAAAGUGUGAUAAAUGUGUUUCUUUUCUCUUCUGACAUAUAGCUUGGUCAUGACCAUAUGAGCUACUUGGCUGUCACUCAUAUACACAGACGCACGCACACGCAGACAUACAACUAUAUGCAUCUUUUUUAGAUCAAAAGGGGACUUCAAAAAAAAAGACACACUAUCCUGAUGUUGUUAAGGUUUGUGAAUUACCACUCUAGGCCCUGGUUCUGCAAGGACUUUGGCACAUGCUUAUCUUCCUAACCUACAGGUAGUUCAGUCUAUUUCAGUGGGACUACUCAAAGUAUGUAAACUUAAGCAUAAGCCAUUGCAAGCUUGGGGCCCUGCUGUUCACACCAAGAUCUGUGUGUCAUUCACCGAGUCCUUUUUGGUCUCCCUCUAACCACCUUCUCUCUGACCUAAUGGCUCAUUACAGCUUUGAUACAGCAAAGUAUUGGCACACUCGAUAGUAUGGUUGACUUCAAUGAAUCUAUUCCCAUGUUUAAAGUUAGGCAUAGUAUCUUGCUGAAUCAAGACCUGUGUGAGUUACCUUGGAAGCAACAGCUCCAUGACUGACCGUCUCCUUAUCCUGCUCUUUCCCCUUUGCUCCCUUUUCAUAGAGUAUGCUUUGAAACCCGGGUCUCCAUUCCACUGUGGUGCCUUUACACUGUUCCAGAAUGGGUGAGCAGAAAGGUCCCUAAAGGGAAUAUCCCCAGCCUCAGAUGUUGAGCUGGCAGAAUGAUCCCAUGCCAUCCUUCCCGUCACCUAUGGUGAAUGGAGGAUAGCAUUGAGGGGCCUUUGAGAAGCUGACUAAUUUAGAGCCACUUUAAGGCGACUCUGAUUUACACUGACGGUGGGGCAGGCUCCUCAAAAUUCCAGAGGUGAAAGGUGUGCCAAAGUCACAUUGACUCCUGCUUUCUGUACCUAGUGCAGGAUCAGAGGUGGUACAUGAAAGAAGGUAAAAGGCUCAGGAACAGAUGAGCAAAUAGGUUAGAGAGGUGGGUAGACGGCUGUAAAAUAGGUUGGUUAAAAUAAUAUAUAUAAUCUCUCUAGGAACCAUAAAAGGGGGAAAUCAAUUACAUCUCCCUAUGAUAUACUCUCACUUGCUAAUAAAAUGGGGACACUCUGUUAACCAGUUCUGUACUUGCUUUGCCUUAUAUAUCCAUACAUUUAAAGCAUACAAAAAGACUACUUGAAUUGUAUUCUGUUUCGUGGUUUUGAGGGGAGGGGUUGGGGAGUUGGAGAUGGAGGAGGAUUUUAAUGUAUAAUCCUUUUGUUUAUUAUUACCUUGCAAUGUUGAGCCAUGAAGCCUUUGUUUAAAAAAAAAUGGCACUGCAAUACACAACAAAGUAAAGCGUUAAUUUAUUUUAUUAUAUAUAUAUGAAAGAAAGCAAAAAUUGGUCCAAAUCAAAAAGGCGGGGAGGGAAGUCAGAGGGAGCGGGGAGGGGAGGCACAAAAAACAGAGCAACUGCAAAGAAUUGAUUUUUUUUUCUUUUGUGUGUCUUUUUUAAAAACCUAGUUUUUAUUUUUAAAAAGAGAAAUAAAAGCUUUCCUGGAUGCUUUGUACCAAAAAUACAAUAAAUGAAAAAAAAAAAAAGUAAAACCUGUUAAGCAAAUAAAUAUCCAUCCAGAAUACCAA